AUGAAAUCAUACUGUGAUAAAGUUAUAGUGUUUAUGCGACAAAAGGUCGCCCAGGGUAAACAGCCAGGGCAACCAGGCGCUGCUAAUAUGAUGAAACUCAAAUGGGACUCCGAGUUGGCAGAAAUUGCUCAGGCAUUCGCUAACGCUUGUGAACGAGAUAGUUUGGCCCACGAUAAGUGUAGAAACUUAAAGGACGGAACUGAAGUAGGUCAGAAUAGCGUGAACGACACUCUUGUUCUAAGAGAUGGAGCAAACAGAACUGAUCUCUUCUACAGAAUGGUGCAGUUGUGGUACGACGAGGUGUCAUUGUUUGAUUCAAGAUUCGUCGACAAAUUCACGUUCAGCAACGAAACUAAAUUUGUUUUGUCAAUAACAAUAGGGUUAAAGUGGUGA
Molecule: messenger RNA, 393 nt
Organism: Macrosteles quadrilineatus (aster leafhopper)
Lineage: Eukaryota; Metazoa; Arthropoda; Insecta; Hemiptera; Cicadellidae
Product: venom allergen 3-like
Exons: 1
Coding region: 1-393 (130 amino acids)
Source: RefSeq, a predicted model, not a curated record